CGGAAUCUCUCGCGAUAAUUUACUCUUGGACUAGACGUGUUUUGGAGCUAAUCUGCUGCAGCGGCUGUCCGAGCUCGGUUGGUGGUAGAAGUAGAGCACGGUGAACAGAAACAAGUAACCUGACCUCGGAUUGGAGCAUCAUGUCAGUAUUAAGUGGAAAGGUCCAGACCGUCCUGGGUCUUGUGGAUCCAGACCAGUUGGGCCGCACCAUGACCCACGAGCACCUGGUCAUGAGCUUUGAGUGCAGCUACACCGCACCUCCACCUGGUGACGAGGCCGUGGCAGAAAACCCGUUCCAGAUGCAGCACAUGCACUGGCUCCGGCAGCACCCGUACAGCUGCAGGGAGAACUUGUUCCUGUCGCAGGAGCUAAGCGCCCUGCGGGAUGAGCUGCUGGCCUACAGGAAGGCCGGCGGGGGCACGAUAGUGGAGAACACCACGACGGGCAUCGACCGGGACCUGCCUGCCCUACGACAGCUGGCCAAGGACACCGGGGUCCACAUCAUUGCAGGGGCGGGGUACUACAUAGACUGCACCCACACUGAGGCCACCAAGAAAAUGAGUGUGGAGAAGCUCACGGAUAACAUCGUCAGCGAGGUGCUCCACGGCACUGAUGGCACAGACAUCCGAUGCGGCGUGAUCGGUGAGAUCGGCACCGGCUGGCCCAUCACGGAGAGCGAGAAGAAGGUGUUGAGAGCCACGGCCCAUGCUCAGUCUCAGCUGGGUUGCCCGGUUAUCAUCCAUCCUGGCAGGGACCCGGCCGCUCCAGCUGAGAUCAUCCGGAUUCUCCAGGAAGCCGGCGGUGACAUUAGCAAAACUGUCAUGUCUCACCUGGACAGGACUAUAUUUGAUGAAGGAGAGCUGCUUGAGUUUGCAAAUAUGGGGAGUUACCUGGAGUACGACCUGUUCGGAACGGAAAUGCUGAAUUACCCGUUUAACCUAAAAGUGGACAUGCCCAGCGACAGCCAGAGAGUGAGAAUCUUGGCUUUUCUAGUGAAGGAGGGCUACGAGGACAAGGUACUGAUGGCCCACGACAUCCACACCAAGAACCGUCUGACCAAGUUUGGUGGCCACGGCUACUCCCAUAUCCUCAAGAACAUCGUGCCAAAGAUGCUGACUAGAGGUAUCACUCAGCACCAGGUGGACAAAAUCCUAAUCGACAACCCUAAACGCUGGCUGACCUUCAAAUAAAACAAACAAAAGAAUAAUGGAAGCUGAUUUGACAGAGCUGUGAUUUUAUUUUUUCAGUAUCACACAAUGAACA
Molecule: messenger RNA, 1263 nt
Organism: Xiphophorus hellerii (green swordtail)
Lineage: Eukaryota; Metazoa; Chordata; Actinopteri; Cyprinodontiformes; Poeciliidae
Gene: pter
Product: phosphotriesterase related
Exons: 5
Coding region: 141-1190 (349 amino acids)
Biological process (GO): catabolic process
Molecular function (GO): zinc ion binding
Source: RefSeq, a predicted model, not a curated record